AUGGCGGACCUGGAGGCCGUGCUGGCCGAUGUCAGCUACCUGAUGGCCAUGGAGAAGAGCAAGGCCACGCCGGCAGCCCGCGCCAGCAAGAAGAUCGUCCUGCCCGAGCCCAGUAUCCGGAGUGUAAUGCAGAAGUAUCUUGAGGAGAGAAAUGAAAUCACCUUUGACAAGAUUUUCAAUCAGAAAAUCGGUUUCUUGCUAUUUAAAGAUUUUUGUUUGAAUGAAAUUAAUGAAGCUGUACCUCAGGUGAAGUUUUAUGAAGAGAUCAAAGAAUACGAAAAGCUGGACAACGAAGAAGAUCGCCUUUGCAGGAGCCGGCAGAUUUACGACACCUACAUCAUGAAGGAGCUUCUCUCCUGUACCCACCCAUUCUCAAUGGAAGCUGUAGAACAUGUACAAAGUCAUCUCUCCAAAAAACAAGUGACAUCUACUCUUUUUCAGCCAUACAUAGAAGAAAUCUGUGAAAGUCUUCAAGGCGAUGUUUUCCAAAAGUUUAUGGAAAGUGACAAGUUCACCAGAUUUUGUCAGUGGAAAAAUGUAGAAUUAAAUAUUCACUUGACGAUGAAUGACUUCAGCGUACAUAGGAUUAUCGGACGAGGGGGAUUUGGUGAAGUUUACGGUUGCCGGAAAGCAGACACCGGAAAGAUGUAUGCAAUGAAAUGCUUGGACAAGAAGAGGAUCAAGAUGAAGCAAGGGGAGACGCUAGCCUUGAACGAGAGGAUCAUGCUGUCUCUUGUCAGCACGGGGGAUUGCCCUUUCAUUGUCUGUAUGACCUAUGCCUUCCACACUCCAGACAAACUGUGCUUCAUCCUGGAUCUCAUGAACGGGGGCGAUUUGCACUACCACCUCUCCCAACACGGGGUGUUCUCCGAGAAGGAGAUGCGGUUUUACGCCACGGAAAUCAUUCUGGGGCUGGAGCAUAUGCACAAUCGAUUUGUCGUCUACAGAGAUCUGAAGCCCGCAAAUAUCCUUUUGGAUGAACACGGACACGUAAGGAUAUCAGAUCUCGGGCUCGCCUGUGAUUUUUCCAAAAAGAAGCCGCACGCGAGCGUUGGCACCCAUGGGUACAUGGCUCCCGAGGUGCUGCAGAAGGGGACGGCGUACGACAGCAGCGCUGACUGGUUCUCCCUGGGCUGCAUGCUGUUCAAACUUCUGAGAGGUCACAGCCCUUUCAGACAACAUAAAACCAAAGAUAAGCAUGAGAUAGACCGGAUGACACUUACCGUGAAUGUGGAACUUCCAGAUACCUUCUCCCCUGAACUGAAGUCCCUUUUGGAAGGCUUGCUCCAGCGAGAAGUUAGUAAGCGGCUUGGCUGUCACGGAGGCGGUGCACAGGAAGUAAAAGAGCACGGCUUUUUUAAAGGCGUUGACUGGCAGCAUGUCUAUUUACAAAAGUACCCACCACCCUUGAUCCCUCCCCGGGGAGAAGUCAAUGCAGCAGAUGCCUUUGAUAUUGGCUCAUUCGAUGAAGAGGACACCAAGGGCAUUAAGCUGCUUGAUUGUGACCAAGAACUCUACAAGAACUUCCCUUUGGUGAUCUCUGAACGCUGGCAGCAGGAAGUAGCGGAAACAGUUUAUGAAGCAGUAAAUGCAGACACGGAUAAAAUCGAGGCCAGGAAGCGAGCUAAAAAUAAACAACUUGGCCAUGAAGAAGGUAAAAUAGCUAAUGUGCCCCAAUACAUUUGGAAUGCGAUGAGUUUUGAGAGUUUCUUGUCUCAUGGACUGUCAUCUUUGGCAAUUGGUACAGAAUCAAGAUCACCAAAUGCGUGUGGGCAAGGAGCAAUUGAGACUCAGCAAAAUUUACUGACAAUGGAGCAGAUCCUCUCUGUGGAAGAAACUCAGAUCAAAGACAAAAAAUGCAUUUUGUUCAGAAUUAAAGGAGGGAAGCAAUUUGUCUUGCAAUGUGAGAGUGAUCCAGAGUUUGUGCAGUGGAAGAAAGAGCUGACCGAGACCUUCACGGAGGCCCAGCGGUUACUGCGUCGUGCACCCAAGUUCCUGAACAAAUCUCGAUCAGGCAUCGUGGAGCUCUCAAAGCCACCGCUCUGUCACAGAAACAGCAAUGGCCUCUAAGGCCCACGAGCAGGGAGUCCCAACACUCAAGGACUCCAUGCCAGGGGCCUCAGCCCUCCAAAUAGAGCCCGUGGGAGAAGGGUGAGGACUACACAGUGGACUUACUAACUGCGGAGGCUCUUCCGAGGCUGAAGACCCAGGGCACCCUGUGAGCUGCUCCUAAUAGGAGUCGGGCCCCUUCUCAGGCUCAGUCUGUCUCACUCCUGCCUGAGCGCGUUUGUCUGCACUUUGAAACUACUGAAGACAUGGGAGUUCUUCUUCUUUGCUACAUACUUAUUUUGGUAUCUCUGAACUUAGAACAUGAAAUGAUUCCUACUUACCAAUUCACUUUUUAUGUCUGAUAUCAAACAUAUCCUAGACUUUCCGGGCUGGAAUUUGAAAACCUCCAGGGUUAGGUAAUAGACUACCCUAAGCAUUGCCAUAUUUUAUCCAUAAACAGCCACUGCUGAUUUUACCUGUCUUUUCUCCGUACUGCUGCGAAUAGGAGAGCGACAGUGGGGUUUUUGUGCACUUCAGACCUGACUCUGGGUGUCCUGGGGAUGAACGUUGGAGAUGGCUUCCGACAAGGUUGGAUGUGGUCCCUCACCUUGAGCAGCGCCCACACAGGACUGCCCUGUCUGGCACUCCAGGGAGCUCCCGGUCAGAUGGACGCAUACUCUGCGAGGGCAUGGGUGCGCUGAUCGUGCAAGGCCUCCGUCCGCCGCUGGCUGGAAAUGUGCGCAGUGAUUCUGAACAAGACACAGUGCGGUUUUAGACUGCAGGGACAGGAGCAGUUUCCGAAAAUCUCCAAGUCCGGUGUGCUCAAGUGAAACACACAGCACCUUUUCCAGUCUGACGCGCACAGACACUUGGGAGUCCCUCUCGGCAGUAAGCACUCGUCCAGCAGUCAUUCUGGGUCCUUCUGCUGGAUGCCGGGAAGCAUACCAGUCAGCAUGUGACGAAGGAGGAAAGGGGUCGCUCAGUCAUGCAUUUUCGUAUAAUUUAAAAUGAAUUCUGUGGAGGAAAAAAAAAAAAAAGAAUGCCGAAAAAUGAAAGUGUUAAGAUGAGCUCCGUCUGUCACGGUCGUAAUGUUGUCAUUCAUCCGCCAUUAAUGGAUGUCCUGCGACAGUGGCGACAGGGCCCUCAGCGCAGCGGAAAGGCCUUUUGCCUAAUCUCAGUGGCACCUGCACUCUGCAGUUUGUCCCCCCCCGCCCCCCCCCGUGUAUUCCACGCCCUGCCGAUUUAUCCCCAAAUAAAUGCCGAGCAAUGAGGGCCCACAAAUCCCCCCAUGUCACAAAACCACAGAAUACCAUACUAGUUUAAAAAAUUCCUUCCCCAUAUUUGUCCUGUUCCUGGAGUGGCUUUACUAUUCGUCUCUAAAUUAAUUACUAACAAUAUAAAUAACUUGAUAGCUUAAUUAUUUGUAUCCUGUCCUUGCUAUUUUUAGGGUUUCCAGAUACUUUUUUUUUUAUAUUUAUGUGCUGUAGUCGUUGGGAAAGUAAGUACUUCUUAACGAAAUUGUAUUUUGAGAAUUUAGAAGAUACUUUACUGAAAGAGUCUAUUUAUAUUCUUUCAUAGUAGUUACGUUGGAAAAGUAAUUUGGGGGUUUGUUAACCAUCUGAACUCUUAGCUGGGGUUUAAAUUAACAUACAUGUCUAUUUUCUGCUGUUUCCAGUGUAGGAGGAGGAGUGUACUAUUUAUGCGCAUUCUCCUUAAUUAAAAGAAGUAUUGUAUUCACAUACUGUUAAAACAACAAUGAAACACCACCGGAAACAGAAAAGCAGUUGUUGUUCUUAAAGAGCGAGUGUCUUCCCAGCCCUCCUUAAGGAGAGCCGUGACUGGUAUCAUGCUCUUGGUCGCAAGCUCACAUGGUUCAGCACGUCCAAUUCAGAAGGCACAGUGCCUCGUACCUCUCCUAGAUGGGACAGUGGAACUCUUGGGUCACAUGUGUUGUGACUCCACCAGGGUCUAGGUCUAGGCUCUGCGUCUUACGUCACAUACACAGGGCCUUAGCUAUGCCAAAGUGUUCAGAGAGAUUCUUAAACUUUCCCGUAUGUGCCAUAAAAUUGAGCCAAACUGCACUUCUUGCAAAAAUACUAUUUCUGCUCUAGAGGAGAACAUCAGAUUCCUCUCUCUUUCAGAAAGCAAUAUGAAUUGGCAAAUAUCCCGAGAACCCUUUUGCCUCAGACAUUCCAAGUAGACUUGUACGCUUUGCUAACAUACAUUUCUAAUGGCGCAGUUGAGAAGCACGUCUUAUUAGAAGUCCUUUGUGACAUCAGGAUGAGUUACCUGGGAGAAUAGGUUGUCUUUUGUGGUGGCAUCUGGUCUGGAACCCUGGUGAGGCCAGUCUUGUCAGAACAUGCGGUGGGGUUGGGAGUCGGUUUCUGACCAGACAGAAGCCACUGCUAUGCCUGGUCACUGUGCUACCCCUGGUGUCCGCGUGGUCACAGGGGAAGUCAUUUGGUUUAGAAGUCCUGUUAGGCGUGGCUGUUUUCUAAGGGUUUCAGAGUAUUACAUUAUUCCUUGACGUUUGACCCUUCUUACGUUUGGAUUUUUAGGACAAACAUCUGUCCAAGUCUUCUGAUUAGUUCAGAUUUCUAGGAUUGGGCUGUUUUAACACUGUCAAGGAAGGUCAUUGAGACUGAUACUUUUAUAAAAUCAUGAAAUUAUGUUAUAAAAUUUGAUUUCAUAAUUCAAAGAAAUCAAUAAAGCAAAGGCUAAAAAAUAAUAGGUUAUUUUAAGCUGCUCUCAAUGGAAUAAAUUAAAACUUUUGUGAGACCUGGUUUAUUGUGUUUAACCUAAAACAUUGUCUUGAGUGCAUUUAUCCCUCUCUCCAUGCCAUUUGGGCACAUUAUUUUUUCGUUUCUUUUUUUUUUUAAGUUUAUUUAUUCUAUGAGUGAGUGGGAGUCGGGGAGAGAGCAAGCACACCCCCCCCCAACAGGUCAUCACCACUAAAUCUACUCCUAGUCUCAGCCAGUCUAGGAAUUCCAGGCAUACGUGGGUUCAAGGAGGUGUCUGGACAUGGGACCCAGAACUCUCCCAUGCGGGUCAGCCUUUCAGUGUUACUCCAUAGUCUGUCCCCCUGUUUUUCCUUCUUUAUCAUGUUUUUGUAUGACUUUUAAGCAAAACUUAAAGAAGUUGGCUUACUGUUUUCACUAGUAAUGCAAAGUAUACAUACCUCCGAUUGGUCAGUUCACUACCGUUACAAUUUCAGAUUGUAUAUACGAGAAAAGAAAGGGCCCCCUGUCAAGUGAACACACCGAAGAAGUGAAGCAUUCCACUAAGGCAAACGGCAACGACAAUUUGUUGACAAACAUGGCUGACUUAGGGUUUCAAAUGUGCUGUAGAAAUGUUAGAAACAACUUUUUGAAGGCUUUCCCAUUAAAAAAAUUGUUUACCAAUGGACAAUGGCAUUUAACUAGAUUUAAAAGGUCAAGUUGGUGGGGUUUUUUUUCCCCUGAUGAUUUUUAAAUUUCAUUCAGAAUUUAUAAUUGGGCCAAUUCAGUACAGCAUUUGACUUUUCAGGGGGAUUGAUUUCUCUAUAAAUGUUUCAAAAUUUUAAUGUAGCAAGAAGAAAACAAGAUUCUCCAGUUUGACCUUUGUUGCAUGUUGUAAAUCUAUAAAAAAAAAUGCUUUGAAAUGUGCUGGUUAAGAUAAAACUUACCUUGUAGGAUUUCAUCCUAUGCCAUUUUUUCCCAAUUAUGUUGACAGAAAUGUUUUGUGUCCUUCAGCAACGCUUGAUGAGUGGACUCCCCCCCGACACUACCUGAGGGGUUGACUUGCUGUUUGUACUGGGAGAGGAGUAGGGCUUCUUUCAGAUCUGUGCCAGGUGGUGGGUGAGGGGGCGUCAGAAAGAACAGUGAUAGAAAUAGGGCAAAGGAAGAAAGAAGUUAACCUGCUGGUAAAAAUCAUUCCCUUUAUACCCUAAAGCAUAAAGAAAAUGAAUAAAGUCAGUGGUUUCCCCCACCUUUACAAAAAAUUUAUGAUCUUUUUCCAUGAGAUGGAGAAAAAGGAGGGAGAGAGGUACCUGCAGCAGGGUCUUCACGCCACCCGCCCCCCCAACCUCAGCCAGCCAGAAGCAUGUACACACACCCAACCAUACACGAAGACCCCAGGACACCAACCGUAGACCUUUCCAGCGUUGCAGACCAUUGCAUUACCACUGCACCACUGUGGCUGGCUCUUGUCUUUCUUUUGAAUUAGAAUAAAAUGAUUGUAAGACUUAGUCACUUUAUUUUUUAUUUAUUUAUUUAUUUUUUCGAAGUUUUCACCAUAGGGCGCAUGCGCUUGCCAGCCAGCCAGACAGAAAGCGAGAA
Messenger RNA from Tupaia belangeri chinensis (Chinese tree shrew), 6365 nucleotides. RefSeq names its product G protein-coupled receptor kinase 3 (gene GRK3). Bases 1 to 2070 code for a protein of 689 amino acids. Lineage: Eukaryota; Metazoa; Chordata; Mammalia; Scandentia; Tupaiidae. Gene Ontology annotation, molecular function: G protein-coupled receptor kinase activity; ATP binding; G protein-coupled receptor binding. The transcript has 21 exons. The record is from RefSeq and is a predicted model, not a curated record. Gene Ontology annotation, biological process: G protein-coupled receptor signaling pathway; desensitization of G protein-coupled receptor signaling pathway; protein phosphorylation.